UGCACUUCGUUGCUCCAGUCUCACUCUCGUUGCUCCAGUCUCACAUCUCUGCGACGCCGCAUCUCGGUCUUCGCUCCUCCCACUCUCUCUACUUCCCAGCCGCAUCUCACCAUCACCAUGAGCGACGGCACUGUUGUCGGCGCCAUCAGGGCGCCACUCGACCUCGACAAGCUCGUCCCCUACCUCGAGCAGAACGUGAAGGGCUUCAAGGGCCCCGUCGAGCCCAAGCAGUUUGGUUUCGGCCAGUCCAACCCGACGUACCUCCUCGAAACGCCCAGCAAGAAGUACGUGCUGCGCCGCGCGCCGCUCGGCAAGCUCCUGUCAGCAACGGCACACCGUGUCGACCGCGAGUUCCUCAUUCUCAAGGCUUUGAACGGGUACAACGACAGGCUGCCCGCAAGCGCGGCCGAGCGCCGCGUCCCCGUCCCGGAAGUGUACUGCCUGUGCAUGGACCCCGCGGUCGCCGGCGCACCCUUCUACGUGAUGGAGUUCAUCAAGGGACGCAUCUUCACCGACGUGCGCAUGCAGAGCCUGCCGCGCGAGGAGCGCGAUGCGUGCUGGCACUCGGCGAUCGCGACGCUCGCAAAGCUCGCAACCGUCCCCAUCGCCGACUUGCAGCUCGACAAGUCGUUCGCCGCCGACCCGCUCGCCAAGCCAUACUUCCCCCGCCAGGUCAAGUCGCUCAUGAAGGUGUCGGAUGCGCAGGGCGCCACGCCCGUCAAGACCGAGGGCGGGAAGCCCCUCGGCGAGAUCGAGCACGCCCAGGACCUCCGGCCGUACUUUGAGAAGGGGGCGCAGGUCGUUGCGCGUGCUGAGCUCGUCCACGGAGCAUCCAUUGUUCACGGAGACUACAAGAUUGACAAUGUUAUCUUCCACCCCACUGAACCCCGCGUCAUCGGCAUUCUCGACUGGGAACUGUGCACGCUGGGCUCGCCGCUUGCGGACCUCGGCAACGUGCUGAUGCCCUUCUCCUUCGCGCCUGUCACUGCGUCCGACAUGUCGCGCCUCGGCCUGAAGCCCGACGGGCUCACGAACCUCAUGAUUGGGCUCAAGGGCCUGCCGUCGUCCGAGACAGGCAUCCCGCAGGUGCAGCAGUUCGAGCAGUGGUGGGUGGAGGAGAUGAACAAGGGCUAUGCAUGGCACGCGGCGCACAGCCCAAGCAUGCGGGGCAAGAAGGCGCCGGCGCCGUGGACGCACCCCAUCGCGGGCCUCGAGUGGGUGCGCGCGUGGAUGAUCUGGCGGCUCGCCAUCAUCGCGCAGGGCAUCGCGGCGCGCGCAGCCCUCGGGCAGGCAAGCAGCGCCACGGCCAGCCCCAGCCGCGAGCGCUUCGACUUCUUCGGCCGCAUGGCGUACAAGGCCAUGGUCGACGGCGAGAAGACCGAGAGCAUGAGCGCAAAGUUGUAGUGAUGCAUGCAUGGCACGGUUGCGU
Messenger RNA from Cutaneotrichosporon oleaginosum, 1429 nucleotides. RefSeq lists its product as uncharacterized. The record is from RefSeq and is a predicted model, not a curated record. Lineage: Eukaryota; Fungi; Basidiomycota; Tremellomycetes; Trichosporonales; Trichosporonaceae.